AUGUCUUCCCGAAGCGGCUCAGAGACCAAGAAGCCCAAGCGCCAGCCAAAGCCCCAGGUCUACGAGUCUGAGGGUGAGGAGUCUGAGGACUAUGCUCCUCCCCCACGGAGACGCGGAAAGCGCCAACAACAGCAGGGCGGCGGUGGUCCCCUUGACAGCCUUGCCCUCGACAGCGUCGGACAAACAGCAGGCGGCCUUGUCAACGGCGCAACCGGUGUGCUAGGUGGUGUAGCUGGCGGCGCCGUCAACCAACAAGGCGGUGGUGGCGGCGGCAAGAGCGACACUUUGAGGCUUCGUCUUGACCUCAACCUCGACAUUGAGAUUACUCUCAAGGCAAAGAUCCAUGGCGAUCUUGAGCUUGCUCUCUUAGAGACAUAA
Messenger RNA from Podospora anserina S mat+, 378 nucleotides. RefSeq lists its product as uncharacterized. NCBI's taxonomy places the organism in Eukaryota, Fungi, Ascomycota, Sordariomycetes, Sordariales, Podosporaceae. The record is from RefSeq and is a predicted model, not a curated record. The coding region runs from base 1 to 378 and encodes 125 amino acids. The transcript has 2 exons.